This is a messenger RNA of Paramormyrops kingsleyae, 2368 nucleotides long. It is a transcript of the gene slc5a5, whose product is annotated as solute carrier family 5 member 5. Gene Ontology annotation, cellular component: membrane; extracellular exosome. Gene Ontology annotation, molecular function: symporter activity. Gene Ontology annotation, biological process: iodide transmembrane transport; sodium ion transport. NCBI's taxonomy places the organism in Eukaryota, Metazoa, Chordata, Actinopteri, Osteoglossiformes, Mormyridae. The record is from RefSeq and is a predicted model, not a curated record.
AUGGCCACCUCGACAGAAACCAGGCUCAGCUUCACUCUGGCCGACUACGCCGUCUUUUCCGGCAUGCUGGUGAUAUCGAUGGCUAUCGGACUCUUCCAGGCCCUGAAGAAGUACGUUGGGGAGCCACGAGUGGACGACUUUUUCACAGGAGGGCAAACGAUGUCAGCGGUGCCAGUGGGGCUGUCGCUCUGUGCCAGCUUCAUGUCUGCCGUGCAGGUUCUAGGUGUACCAUCUGAAGCUUAUCGCUACGGCCUCAAGUUCUUGUACAUGUGCCUGGGCCAGAGUCUCAGUUCCCUAGCUACAGCCUUGGUCUUCGUCCCUGUCUUCUACAAAUUGAGAAUCACCAGCACCAAUCAGUACCUCCAAAUGAGGUUUGGCAGAAGAAUGCAGCUGCUGGGAAGCUUUCAGUUUCUUGUGGCGACGACGCUGUAUACGGGGAUAGUGCUGUACGCCCCGGCCGUGAUAUUAAACCAAGCUUCUGGACUCAACAUGUGGUGCUCAAUAUUCUCUACAGGGAUCGUUUGCACUCUGUACACCACAUUGGGGGGUAUGAAAGCUGUUAUCUGGACGGACGUGUUCCAAAUCAUUGUUAUGCUCUCUGGGUUUUUGGUCAUCUUCAUUUAUGGCACCGUUUUGGUUGGUGGACCAGUCAAGGUUUUGGAGUUGGCCAACAAUGGAACACGCAUUAAUUUCAAUGACUUCGAUCUAGAUCCCAGGAAACGUUACACAUUUUGGAGCUUUACAGUCGGAGGCACGAUGCUGUGGCUCUCCAUGUACGGUGUGAACCAAGCACAGGUACAGCGCUACAUAUCGUGCAAGACACAGAGAGAAGCUCAGUGGGCCUUGCUUGUGAACCAGCUAGGCUUGUGCCUUAUUGUGGGCAGUGCGGCCACUUGUGGCAUUGUCAUGUAUGCUCUGUACUCGCACUGUGACCCCCUCAUGGCUGGAGAAAUAUCCUCCCCGGAUCAGUAUAUGCCCUACUUAGUCCUGGACAUCUUUGAACACUACCCUGGUGUACCUGGUCUGUUUCUGGCAUGCGCAUAUAGUGGAACAUUAAGUACAGUCUCCACCAGUAUCAAUGCCAUGGCAGCUGUUACUGUGGAGGACCUGCUGAAGCCCAGGUUCAUGAACAUGUCUCAGAAAAGGCUACUGAUCACCUCUAGAGCACUCUCUUUGAUGUACGGGGCCUGCUGCAUCAUGGUGGCUGUCCUCACCUCCUUCUUAGACUGGGGAGUUCUUCAGGGCUCCUUCACAGUCAUGGGGGUCGUCAGUGGGCCACUGCUGGGCGUUUUCAUGCUGGGAAUGUUUGUUCCUGCCACCAACACUAAGGGAGUGUUCACUGGUGUGUUUGUGGGCUUUGGCCUGUCUCUAUGGAUUGCCAUUGGAUCCUCACUAUUCCCACCCAGUGAGAACAUUAUGGGAGUUCUAUCAGCCUUUCCAGAACAAUGUCAGCCACCCAAAUACAACCACAGUAUAGGCUUCAACAGAACAUCAACCAAGACCAACAUUCCACUUGAGGACCAAGGACUCACAGGGUUGAUGAACAUAUACGCCAUGUCCUACCUGUACUUUGGGGCUAUUGGGACGUGUUCAGUAGUUCUGGUGGGACUGGUGGUCAGCUGCUUGACAGGACCCACCAAAAGGAGCAGCAUUAGCCCAGGCCUUCUUUGGCACGGUCUUUGGCACCAAAAUGCAGACGGAGCCUCCAAGAAGACAAAGGCGUCGAUGAACAGCACUGAACUUAUUGUACCUCCCAAAGGCUCACAAAAUCAAACAAGUGGUUUUGCCGAUAUAGAGAAGGCUUCACAGCCGAGUGCAGGGAAGGUGGAAGACGAUCCCAGCUGUGAACUUCUCCACAGUAUCUGCAGGGAGCCAGAAAUUAGGGGCUUUAAACCAACAGGUGUAGCAGAAGGAAACAUAUAAGCAAUUUGGAAUUAGAGAUCACUAUAAACCUACAACAUUUUCUUUUAGCUUUGUUUUACUACCUGACUAUAUAAUUACCAAUCUUUAUUCUCUGUCUGAAAUUUAUAAUUGAAUGUAUAAUAUUUACGUCACUAUUCAUAUUGCUUUUAAGUUUUGUGUGCUGGAAAUAUUGUUAGCUGUAUAUUUAAACUGAAUGAGAAAAAUGAUUUGGGAUUCACACUAUUUGUCAUUCUUGCUUGUUUAAGCUCUGAAAUCAUGUUGUGUAUGAUCGUAAAGAGCUUUCAAACAUCUGCUAGAAUAUUUCUUUGGGAGUCAGCUUAGCUAUGCUGUCAAUUAAUCUUUUGACUUUUUUGUGCAAGAAGAAGGUCUUGUGAGAUACUAAAUAUUAAAUAACCUGUCUUGUGAUAUAUUAAAUAGUUCAAAUACUAGGUGACUGGCUCUUACU